GGGAUGGUCCCGUUUUGCGGUUUCUGAUUGGUGAGCACAGCAGGGAGAAACCGGAAAAGGAAGUGGUUGCGCCAGCGGGGCCGCGGCAAUGCAGAGGGAGGAGAAGCAGCUGGAGGCAUCAUUAGAUGCCCUGCUGAAUCAAGUGGCCGAUCUGAAGAAUUCAUUGGGGAGUUUCAUUUACAAGUUGGAAAACGAGUAUGACCGGCUGACCUGGCCCUCUGUCCUGGACAGCUUUGCAUUGCUUUCUGGGCAGUUGAACACUCUGAACAAGGUCUUAAAGCAUGAGAAGACGCCAUUGUUCCGUAACCAGGUCAUCAUCCCCCUGGUGCUGUCCCCAGACCGAGAUGAAGACCUCAUGCGUCAAACUGAAGGACGAGUGCCUGUUUUCAGCCAUGAAGUCGUCCCUGACCAUUUGAGAACCAAGCCUGACCCUGAAGUUGAAGAGCAGGAGAAGCAGCUGACAACAGAUGCUGCCCGAAUUGGUGCUGAUGCAGCUCAGAAGCAGAUCCAGAGCUUGAAUAAAAUGUGCUCAAACCUUUUAGAGAAAAUCAGCAAAGAAGAACGAGAAUCAGAGAGCGGAGGUCUCCGGCCAAACAAGCAGACUUUCAACCCUGCAGACACCAAUGCCUUAGUGGCAGCUGUUGCCUUUGGUAAGGGGCUGUCUAACUGGCGACCUUCAGGUAGCAGUGGUCCUGGCCAACCCGGCCAGCCAGGAGCUGGUACAAUCCUUGCAGGAGCCUCAGGAUUACAGCAAGUUCAGAUGCCUGGUGCUCCAAACCAGCAGCAGCCAAUGCUCAGUGGGGUCCAGAUGGCUCAAGCAGGUCAACCAGGGAAAAUGCCAAGUGGAAUAAAAACCAACAUCAAGUCAGCUUCAAUGCAUCCCUACCAGCGCUGAGUGUGGACAGCGGCCUCCGCUCUCAGGUGAUCUAUGCUGAGUUGAGCAAUGAAAUUAUCUUUUGCUCAAGGCUUAUUUAGAUGGGUAAAG
Molecule: messenger RNA, 985 nt
Organism: Apodemus sylvaticus (European woodmouse)
Lineage: Eukaryota; Metazoa; Chordata; Mammalia; Rodentia; Muridae
Gene: Med8
Product: mediator complex subunit 8
Exons: 7
Coding region: 89-895 (268 amino acids)
Biological process (GO): regulation of transcription by RNA polymerase II
Cellular component (GO): core mediator complex; mediator complex
Molecular function (GO): transcription coregulator activity; RNA polymerase II cis-regulatory region sequence-specific DNA binding
Source: RefSeq, a predicted model, not a curated record